CGGAAAAUGAGGCAGAAACAAACAAAAAAUAGUUAAUUUUCUAAAUAAGUGUUAAUAUUGUGUUCAUAAUAAAUAAAACUAUGUUGAGAAAGUUUAGUACAAAGUCUAGUUUAAUUAAUUACUACACAACUCCUAUUUAUUAUGUGAACGCAGAUCCCCACAUCGGGCAUCUGUAUAGUUCGUUGAUUGCCGACGCCGCGCAGAGAUGGCGCCGUAUGUCGGACAGAAGCGCACCAAUAGAAUUUUCCACGGGCACCGACGAGCACGGCACGAAAAUUCAACAGGCGGCCAGCAAAUUUAGCAAAUCGCCUGCGAAUUAUUGCGACGAAAUUUCAUCGAAAUACAGGAAAUUAUCCGAUCAAUUCGGCGUUAGUUAUACGAGAUUCAUCCGAACUACGGACGAGGAGCAUAAAGAGACUGUUAAUAAGUUUUGGGACGCGUUAAAAAAGAACAAUCUCAUCUACCGGGCGGCUUACGAGGGCUGGUACUGCGUGUCAGAUGAGUGUUUUUUGACGGAAUCGCAGCUAAAAGAAAGCACCGUGGACGGUCGCAAAGUAAUUGUGUCCGGCGAAAGCGGACAUCCGGUCGAGUGGACGCAAGAGCAGAAUUACAUUUUUAAACUCGGCUCGUUCCGAGACGAUCUGCUCUAUUGGCUCAAACAGAACGACUUUAUUAUAAGACCACAAAAAUUCCAAAAAAUCCUCAUUAACCAGAUCAGCAAUGAAGAUUUGCCCGAUGUAUCGGUUUCCAGACCGUCGUCAAGGGUAAGUUGGGGUAUAAAAGUUCCCGAAGACGAUUCUCAAACCGUAUACGUUUGGUUGGAUGCGUUGGUUAAUUAUUUAACAGUGGCUGGAUAUGCGAAUAAAACCGAACAAGACUUCAACAAAGUAUGGCCACCAGACGUUCAAGUGAUAGGAAAGGAUAUUUUAAAGUUCCACGGCAUAUAUUGGCCGGCCUUCCUGAUGGGAGCCAACCUCGAGCCACCCAGAUCGAUCCUGUGCCACUCGCAUUGGACCGUCGACGGGGAAAAAAUGUCGAAAUCGAAGCGCAACGUCGUCUGUCCGUUCGUGCAGGCGGAAAAGCACACGUCAGACGGUCUGCGAUACUUCUUGCUCAGAGAGGGUGUCGCUCACAGCGACGGAAAUUUCAGCGAAACAAAACUGACAAGAAUCUUGAACAGCGAACUGGCCGACACGCUGGGCAACCUUCUGAACCGUUGCACGGCACUCAGCUUAAACCCGAAUCAAAUUCUGCCCGAGAUAGAAAUCGACUCGUUCGAAUCCAUAUCGAAGCUGGACGUGACCAAAAAGCUGAUAGAUCACGUGACCAGCUUGCCAGAAACUUGUCAGCAACAUUACGAGGACUUGAACUUUUACAAAGUGGUCGACAGCGUUGUGGCAACUCUGCAUUCGGCAAACUUAUUUUUCGAAACGCUGAAACCCUGGCAGCUCAAAAAGGAUCCUACAACGUUGAACGAUCUCAAUGUUGUUUUGCACAUCACCAUGGAGACGCUACGGGUUUCGGCUGUUUUAUUGCAACCCAUCAUUCCGAAUAUAACCGAUAUGCUUUUAAAUAAAAUUAACGUACCAAAAGACGAGAGAUACUUUGAUAACUUGCGAUUGUUUUCCUGGAGCAAUAGAGAGUUUAGAGAAAGGAAUCUGUCCUCUGAAAAGGCGGUGCUAUUUCAAAGGAUAAUAUCAGAGGAAGCAGACAACAAAAAGAAACAAAAGAGAAAGACUUAAGUAAUGAGUGUAUGCUAUAAAAUAUUUAUAGCCUUUGUUGAAAUAAAGAGUGUGUG
Messenger RNA from Brassicogethes aeneus, 1798 nucleotides. The record is from the annotation of a GenBank genome assembly. NCBI's taxonomy places the organism in Eukaryota, Metazoa, Arthropoda, Insecta, Coleoptera, Nitidulidae.